CGAUUUUAUGCUCCAAUACCAAUUGAUCGAUGGUCAGAAAUGGAUCCAGAGACUGACAAUGAGUAAGUGUUAUAUUUAGUUGGCCGCGGCCGCGGCGGGUUUUAUGGCACAUAUCUCAACUGAGGAUCGGCAUCGCGUCGUCAUCAACUAGACUAUACCAGCACUACGCCAAGAAGAAGAACAACAUCACAGAUAAAAUACCAUGCCUCAACCACAUCGAGGAACACGUCGGCGAAGCGACACAUCAGCGGCAGCCCCAGCACCAACCACGCGACAUGUAGUUGAUCAGCCUUUAUUUUCGCGGCAGGCGCUCGAGGACGCCGCGGACGCGCGUCUGCAGAAACACCUCGCUGACCAGGACGAGCAGGAGCAGUUGGUUCUGACUUUUCUCGAUAAAUUCCGCAACGCGCUGCACUGGCAGCACAGCAGCGUGCUGGUUCUGCUGCGCGCGGCGGCUGCGGUUGCCGAGCGGGCGCGGCUGCUGCUCACGGCGCCCCACGCGAAGGACCUGAGCUUUCGAAGGGAUCCUGCUGACAACUGCAUGGAAGAUCUGGAUCAACAAGUAGAUGAUGAAGGUGAUGCCGAAGUAGAUGAUCCACUCACCUUUGCGGAGCACCAGAUGCUCUUGGAAAUUGUCCGCCUCGAGGAAGGGAUGAUGCAGAACAGGGGUACCAGAGGAACCAGAAGCAGAACCGAAGGGGAGAAUAAUUUUGCAGAUGAUCAUCAUGAUGAAGAACAAAACACGUUCCUAGCCAAACGCUACCACCGCCUCGUGAAGAACUACAAGUCCUAUAAACGGGAUCAGCAAGACGCAACGAGGUACUCGUUCCUGUUGAAACGCAAGGCAAUAUCGACUUUGUUGGCGAAAAACUGGAGGCAAGUCGAUGAGUUCGCCCACCAAGCGGAAUUGGCGCUCACGACGGCGGAAGGGAGUGCGACAAAUAAAACGAUCUCGGGCGGAGGUAAAUCUGCUUCCGAGAAACGGAACAUCCCAGCAAGCGAUUUUCAUACCGACCCAAAUGCAACGUAUUCUGCCACCCCUCCGAUACCCCUGCAAGAGCUUGCGGAAGCGUACGCCGCACUGCUUACCAAGGUGGAAAAUCCCGCUGAGGGUGCUCGCAUGACAAAACUGCUGGCUGCGGCAGCUUCGGACACGACGAGAACAGCGAAAAAUAAAGACGCAACCAGUUCUACUUCUGCACCUCGAAGUAGAAAUGCCGGUGGUGCACCAGUCGUGCUAGUUGAGAACAAAUCAAAGGAGCCCGCCCCCGCAGCCGCAAGUAGCGAAACUUCGGACAGUGGUACAACCGGCACCGCAUUAUCCUCCCUGAAAGAAAUGACGGUGAGAACGGGGAAAAUGUACGAACGCUUCCUUUCCGACGUGAUAGAAAAAGAAGUGAAAAUUGUCACGGAAACGGGUUUUUCCGAGGAGGCAUCCAGUGCGGAAAUCGAGGGGAUUUCGGAAACGGUUGACGCCAUUCACGAGGAGCUGCGGAUUCUGUAUAACGAAUGUGUGGAGGAGGCGGAUGAUUCGUCUUCGUCCGAUGGUGGCGGCGUAGGAAAAAAACGUGAAUUCCCGAAAAAAGUGCGAAAGAACGACAACGAGUUGUAACCCGAAGAUCGUGAUGAUAAACCUGAAGCGACAUUGAUUACUAGCGACAAAAAUCAAAAUGUACUAGACACAUGAAUUGCAAUGUACUUGACUUGUUGUAGAUGAGGCACUGAUUUGCGCCGUGAUAGCUCUGCUUGUGAAGGGCAGCCACAACACAUCACAGCAAACAUCAGUGCAGCACGUUCACCUUCACUACUAGCAUGCUACCUGGUGGAGCUGAACCAGCAAAUUAUAUAAGCAGCCUGCUGCCGCCAAAACCAAAAGUGUAUCGUGGUUUGCAACACGGUCUUCUUGAUACCUCAGCG
Messenger RNA from Amoebophrya sp. A120, 1917 nucleotides. Lineage: Eukaryota; Dinophyceae; Syndiniales; Amoebophryaceae. The record is from the annotation of a GenBank genome assembly.